This is a messenger RNA of Daphnia magna, 1285 nucleotides long. RefSeq lists its product as uncharacterized. Gene Ontology annotation, biological process: regulation of DNA-templated transcription. The annotation marks the transcript as partial. Gene Ontology annotation, molecular function: DNA binding. Lineage: Eukaryota; Metazoa; Arthropoda; Branchiopoda; Diplostraca; Daphniidae. The transcript has 4 exons. The record is from RefSeq and is a predicted model, not a curated record. Gene Ontology annotation, cellular component: nucleus; chromatin.
UUUACCUAUAUUUAUCGUAGAGCCUGCAAAGAAGGACUUCAAAGGGCCUAUAGAUCAGGUGGGGACAUAAGGAGUAUCGUGAAGAAGCUAAUUGCCCUCGCAUUGCUACCGUCGAAUCGAGCCUACGAAGCAUUCCAGACUAUAAGACACCGUACCGAAAAUGCUCUUCUUGCCGAGAAUCCGCAAUCAAGAGCUGGAGUAGCACGGCUUUUCCAAUAUAUUGGAGGAUAUUGGUUCACAAACCAAGGCCCUGAACGUUUUUGCGUCUCUGGCGACGAUCAUCGAACCAACAAUGAAGUUGAAUCCUUUAAUCGCUGGUUCAACGCACGUUGCGGUCCGCAUCAUCAAAAUUUCUGGUCUUUCAUACAACAUAUUCAAGAAUUUAAUGAAAAUACAGAGAGGGACUUCAUUGCCAUUCGGGUAGCACAGCAGAUUCUUCCACCACAACGUUUGGUAAACAAGCAACGCGACCGUAACAUCAAGACCUUAACGGAACAGCUAACAUCCGGCGCAAUUCAGAUAUAUGAGUUUCUCGAUGUGGCGGGUGAAUUCUUCGAACCAGGUAAUCAGGAUCAGCUUGAUAGAACGGCCGAUAAGCUGGCCCGUCCAGCGCCAGAAAAUGACGAUCUAGAGGGCCUGGCUGGUAUAGUUGCUGAAGAGCCAGCUCCAGUUCAUCGUCAACCUGUUUGUAGACGCCGGCUGUCAGCUGAAAAUGUCGAUGAAGUUCCAGCUAUUCGGCGCCGUGGGCGCCCACGUCGAAUCCCCAUUGAAAAUUUAAAUGAGGGUAACGAGCCACUACGUCGACCCCGAGGCCGCCCACGCCAGUUGCAAAUUCCGGGAGGAGCCUUUGCGGAGCUUGCUGCUGCAGAGUUUCCGGCUCCAAGACCUCGAGGUCGACCACGUCGCACUCCGGUUGCGGCUGCCGCUGCUCUUGGUGUUGUCGAGCCCGUAAUUGUUACCCCUGCUGUUGUUGAGCCUGUAAUUGCGGCCCCUCCUGUUGUUGCUGCUGACCAUCACAAUCCUCAGCCAGCGCACAUUUGUGACAUUUGAACCAUCAAUCCAAAGAAUAAAAUUUUUAUUCCUUGUGGGCACGGCACGGUCUGCCACCAAUGUGCCGAGCAACUUGAGAGAUUAGCCCGCGAUUCCUGCUUUUAUUGCCGUACUCCAGUCGCUCCAAUUUUCAAUUAAUUUUCCUGAAUUACUUUUAUUUAUUCAUCAGUAUGAUCUGUUUUCUUUCCUCAUCUGACCCAUAAAAUGAAAUUCGAAUAAAAACAAAUUCAGCUAU